AUGUACCUAUUGACUUUUGCGCUUGAAAGGCCCGGGAGUUGGCUUCAAUGGGAAGAUUAUGCGGGACAUAAUGCUACCUUCCACGAACCCUCUGGCCACAAAGAUAGGUCAGAUCAUGCCAGGUUGUAUCUUGAUCUGUUCAGAAAGACUGCCAUUGAUUGCGAAAAGAACCAAACGGAGUUGAUGAAGAUCUUCCAGAGCCGCGGGCUCGUAAGCUGCCAGGAGCAUAUACAUUCACUCUUGGAGCCAGAGGCACGAGACGACCUCCAUUUUGCUGUUCUGGAAGGCGUUCAAAACACGCUUGGUGCGGCAUUUGACUCUGGGCAUCGCAAAUUGAUCAAAGCCAAGGCAGAUAUUGCCAAUUCCCGCAGAGCUGCCGAGACUGACCUGCAGAAGCAUCAUUGUUGGUUUACUUACAAUGUGCACGUCGUGAUUGGAAUGAGUCCGCCCUGA
Messenger RNA from Penicillium diatomitis, 453 nucleotides. RefSeq lists its product as uncharacterized. Bases 1 to 453 code for a protein of 150 amino acids. NCBI's taxonomy places the organism in Eukaryota, Fungi, Ascomycota, Eurotiomycetes, Eurotiales, Aspergillaceae. The record is from RefSeq and is a predicted model, not a curated record. The transcript is spliced from 2 exons.